This is a messenger RNA of Arachis duranensis, 2919 nucleotides long. Its product is annotated as pentatricopeptide repeat-containing protein At3g53360, mitochondrial. NCBI's taxonomy places the organism in Eukaryota, Viridiplantae, Streptophyta, Magnoliopsida, Fabales, Fabaceae. Gene Ontology annotation, cellular component: intracellular membrane-bounded organelle. Gene Ontology annotation, biological process: RNA modification. The record is from RefSeq and is a predicted model, not a curated record. Bases 217 to 2484 code for a protein of 755 amino acids. The transcript has 3 exons. Gene Ontology annotation, molecular function: protein binding; RNA binding.
CGUUGACCAGAAACUUGAUCGGAACCGCCUCUGGCGGUGGUCAACCCUCUCUUUUCCCUCAUUGCUUCCUCAAGAAAGAAGCUGUUCACUUGGUUUUCAAUGUUGGAUUCGAUUGCAUCUCAUUUUGUCAGUCUCAUUGGCAUCAUAGAUAGAGGAGGCAGGUCAAGAUGGAAGCUCUAGCCAAGAGUUUUAGUACUCUUGCUUUUUGAUUAUUCCAUGUCAAUGAUUACACAAGGACAAGUUCGAUAUUUAUCUAAAUGCGUAAAACCUAUUAUACAACCAAUAUCAAGCAGCAGUUACAUCGAUUUGAUGUGCAAGCAGCACCAUUACGAAGAAGCACUCCAUGCAUUCGAUUUCUAUAUAAAGAACUCAAGUAUCCAGCUGGAACCAAGCACAUAUACGAAUUUAAUACUGGCUUGUACUAACUCUAGAUCUCUUGAAUAUGGUAGGAAAGUUCAUGAUCACAUUUUAAAUUCCAACCAUCGACCAGACAUUGUUCUGCAUAAUCAUAUUCUUAAUAUGUAUGGAAAAUGUGGUUCUUUGAAGGAUGCUAGAAAAGUUUUUGAAGCAAUGCAGCUGAGAAAUGUGGUCUCAUGGACAUUAAUGAUCUCUGGAUACUCUCAAAACAGUCAAGAGAAUGAUGCCAUCAUCAUGUAUUUGCAAAUGCUGCGAUCGGGACAUUUACCAGACCAGUUAACCUUUGGAAGCAUACUCAAGGCUUGCUCUAUUGCAGGUGAUAUAACUUUAGGUUGGCAGCUGCAUGGCCAUGUAAUCAAAUUAGGAUUUGGUUAUCAUCUGAUUGCACAAAAUGCUCUUAUUGCAAUGUAUACAAAAUUUGGACAAAUUAAUCACGCCUCAGAUGUGUUUACUACAAUCUCUACAAAGGAUUUGAUUUCUUGGGGUUCCAUGAUUACAGGGUUUACCCAAUUUGGUAAUGAGAUAGAUGCUUUAUAUCUUUUCAGAGACAUGCUCAGGCAGGGUUCCUAUCAGCCAAAUGAAUUUAUAUUUGGUAGUGUUUUCAGUGCUUGCAGCAGCCUGCUAGAGCCAGAAUUCGGAAGGCAAAUACAUGGAGUAUGUACUAAAUUUGGUUUAGGGAGGAAUACUUUUGCUGGAUGUUCGCUCUCAGAUAUGUAUGCAAAAUUUGGAUUCUUACCUUCAGCAAAACUUGCAUUUUAUCAUAUUGAAAGCCCUGAUUUAGUGUCAUGGAAUGCAAUUAUUGCAGCAUUUGCUGACAGUGGUGAUGCUAAUGAAUCCAUAUAUUUUUUCUGUCAGAUGAUGGAUUCGGGAUUGGUCCCAGAUAGCAUUACAUGCCUCUCCUUACUUUCUGCUUGUGGGAGCUCGAUGGCACUCAACCAAGGCAAGCAAAUUCAUUCCUACGUUAUCAAACUAGGAUUCGAUAAGCAUGCACCUGUUUGCAACUCUUUGCUAACCAUGUACACGAAGUGUUCAAAUCUACAAGAUGCAUUUAAUGUUUUUGAAGAUAUAAGCGAGAAUGCCAAUUUAGUCUCGUGGAAUGCAAUUCUUUCAGCUUGUUUGCAGCAUAAACAAGCAGGAGAGUCUUUCAGAUUGUUUAAACUAAUGAUUUCUUCUGCAAAUAGACCUGACAAUAUCACCAUAAUGAACUUAUUAGGAACUUGCGCAGAAUUAGCUUCAUUAGAAGCCGGGAAUCAAGUCCAUUGCCUUAGUGUUAAAAGUGGACUUGUGCUAGAUGUUUCUGUCUGCAAUGGAUUGAUUGACAUGUAUGCAAAGUGUGGAUCACUGAAAUCUGCUCAAAAUGUUUUUGAUUCAACUCUCAACCAAAAUGUUAUCUCGUGGAGUAGUUUGAUUGUUGGUUAUGCACAAUUUGGGCUUGCACAUGAAGCACUUAAUCUCUUCAGAAGAAUGAGAAAGUUUGGUAUUCACCCUAAUGAGGUCACAUAUCUUGGGGUUCUCAGCGCAUGCAGUCACAUUGGAUUGGUGGAGGAAGGAUGGCACCUAUAUAAAACCAUGCAAGUCGAACUAGGUAUUCCACCAAGAAGAGAGCACUUCUCAUGCAUGGUUGAUUUGCUUGCUCGAGCUGGAUGCUUGAAUGAAGCAGAGACUUUUAUCAUGAAAACAGGAUUUGACCCCGAUAUUACUACGUGGAAAACUCUCCUAUCUGCUUGCAAAACUCAUGGUAAUGUUGACAUUGCGAAGCAAGCUGCAGAAAAUAUACUAAAGCUUGAUCCUUCCAGCUCUGCUGCAAUGGUGUUACUUUGCAAUAUUCAUGCUUCUGCCGGAAACUGGGAAGAUGUUGCCAAACUAAGGAGCUUGAUGAAACAAACAGGUGUAGCAAAGGUUCCUGGUCAGAGUUGGAUAGAAGUCAAGGAUAAGAUCCAUGUGUUCUUCUCAGAUGAUACAUCACAUCCUCAAAGGGAAAAAAUAUACACAAUGCUUGAAGAGUUAUGGUUGCAGAUGUUGGAUGAUGGUUAUGAUAGUUGCAAAUGGUUAGACAUUGACAUUUAGUGAGGAAGUUAGUUGGAAGGUUUCAUCAAAGCUAUGCUUUUUUUGGUUCCCGAUUGAGCAACCUGCAUCCAAGUCCUUAUACUAAGAACCCAACUAACCUAUCCCAAACCGGGACUACAGAUUAAGGGACCAAGGGACUUACAAUAUUGACCAAUCCCAUAUUGGUUUGUUGAAACUAUGCUGCUGAUAUGUGACAGAUAGGGUGAGUUAAGCUCCACUUAAACAAGGUAUGCAUCAGUUAUUGGGAUUGAUGAUAUGCAGUAUGCCUCUAAGUUAUAUCUUGUUUAAUGCCAUAUAUCACUUUGGGCUAAAUAGAUUGUUGCAUAUAAUAUAUGACAAUGAGUUAUAUGUUAAUCAAUGUAAGUUAUUAAAAUUUUUGUUGGAGAUAUUCUUAUUUCUUUUGUAUAGGAAAAAUUAUCUCUUUUAUUAUUCUCU